AUGGCUCCGGUCGCUUCCACUUCACAAUCCCAUUCGCAUUUAUUACCAAGGAACACCGUCUCAAAUGCUCCACGUCGAUCUCCCGCUGUCCUCAAUAAAAGCGUUCAACUAGCCCUCUCGCAUCCGUUUCUUUACCUCUGUUUUAUUGUCCUUGGCGGCCUUCUUUCCCUAGCCUUAGUCGUCUGCUUUGUGUAUUGUAUCGCACGGUACUGUCAGCGGCGGAAACGGAAAGUCCACCCACUCUUGCUAAGCCCCUUCCCAACGACAGGAUUGUUGAGUUCGGUGAAGAGUCUGGGGAGCCGGCUGAACGCCACAGAAAAGUUGCCUCUGGGACUUAUAGAAACAUCUCCAACACCUACAUUGCUCUUUGGCACGAUCUCUUUUGAUAGAAAUAUUGCAAUUACGGAAUUUUCGGAUACUAUCGCGGAAAUGGAUAUCACAGAAGCUGUUUACGAGUGUGGUACGAUAUCUUGCAAAGACGGACCUACGAACACAGCAGAUGUGAACGUGGGUAGUAAAGAUAUACCUCCGUAUUCUCGCUCUUCAUCCAUGACCGUUGCUGCUUGA
Fomitiporia mediterranea MF3/22 is the source of this 567-nucleotide messenger RNA. RefSeq lists its product as uncharacterized. The transcript is spliced from 2 exons. Bases 1 to 567 code for a protein of 188 amino acids. NCBI's taxonomy places the organism in Eukaryota, Fungi, Basidiomycota, Agaricomycetes, Hymenochaetales, Hymenochaetaceae. The record is from RefSeq and is a predicted model, not a curated record.